This is a messenger RNA of Penicillium expansum, 1602 nucleotides long. Its product is annotated as Aminoglycoside phosphotransferase. The record is from RefSeq and is a predicted model, not a curated record. Gene Ontology annotation, cellular component: mitochondrion. The transcript has 2 exons. Bases 1 to 1602 code for a protein of 533 amino acids. NCBI's taxonomy places the organism in Eukaryota, Fungi, Ascomycota, Eurotiomycetes, Eurotiales, Aspergillaceae.
AUGGAUCAGAUGACCAGGAAAGAAGGAUUCCCGCUCUUUAUGUACAAUGAGUUCGACGUGGCCGCUCUCUGUCAACUCGCGAGCAACAUGCGACAGAAUAUCGCGUGCACAUGCGACUUGAAUCAACGUCCGAAACGAGGUGGCUUCAACUGGGCCGUUUUCGUUUUAUUUGAGGAUGGCCUUGAAUGGGUUCUUCGCUCGCCCGUGCAGAAUCAUCCCGAGCUGUCUUACAAUAGUGUCGCAAAACUUCUUUCAAGCGAAGCUGCUACACUCAACUAUCUCAGAGCCCACACUGAGAUACCUGUUCCUGAAGUUUACUCUUAUUGUGCCUCUCCAAACAACCCCCUCCGGAUCCCGUACAUUUUGAUGAGCAAGGCACAGGGCAAGGCGUUGGAAACAAUGUGGGGGGGAACUGAUAUCCACCACCGUCUUGAUUCACUCGAAAUCAACAAAGUGAUGUCUCAACUGGGCCACAUUACAUGGAAACUCGCUCAAGUCCGGUUUGACAAAGUUGGGUCUCUAUUUGAGGGAAAUGGGUUCUUCUUUAUUGGAGAAUGCCUAUCCAAAGGCCACAUACAACAUAAGAGAGAUUGCUUGGCGGGCAUUCCGCGUGGACCUUUUUUCAGCGAGACGGACUUCUUCCGUAGUCUCAUAGCGGCUUUGAUCCGGCAUGCCGAAAUGCUGCCGUUGAUACACCAUUGCUUCACUGCACCGGUUCCCUCUAAGAAUGACUACCCCAACAAGGAUCUGUGGGAGGGUGCCUGCGACCUUUGGAAUCAAUACGUCACAGUUGGACAAAAGAUCGACAGCGCCGCGAAUAGAGUUGACCACGUUAUUGCGGCCCAUCUGGUUAAUCAGUUGAUCUUUGAAUACGCGGGCAAAUGGUCCGAAGUCACAACGCCGGUCAGGUUUGCACUCUGCCACCCAGAUCUCACUAUGGGCAACAUAUUCGUCGAUAAUCAAUACAAUAUUACGUGCAUCAUCGAUUGGGCGUUCGCCACAACUGUGCCCCUUCCCUUGCUUUUGUCGCCACCCGGCUUUCCCCAGUCGCGGCACAAGUUAGAUGAGAGAUUCUACCUUGGUUUCAGAGAUGGCUUCGAAGAUGCAGCCGGGUCCAAUGCAAACAGUCAAUUGGAGGACUUGUCUGUCUCCAAAGCUAUUGAGUGCACUCAAAACAGCCAAUUUGCUUGGUGUCUCACAAGGUUUCUAGCAUUUGAUUCCACAGACGACAUUUCACUUGUUCGUACCAUGUGGGAAUUAGUCUACCCAUCGAGACACGCGCUUGAGUCAUAUUUCUUUUCGCAAAGACUUCUACCGUAUUAUCGAAAGCUGUACAAAAAGAUCAGAAAGGAGGACUUGGCGGCCUUUCUGAUCGAAAAAUCAGAGCAUGAUCUUUUCACCAAAUCCUUGACCUUUGAGCGGUCUUUGGCUCGUCAUUUGACAAUGAUAUCAGACUACGGAUACAACUAUGACCCAUCCAAAUUAGCCGGUCUCCGAGAUACAGAGCGGAUAUUCGUAACUGAGCGACGACUUUGGCGGUGGAUUUUGGAAUUCAAAAGACAACACCGCGACAUCAUCGGCUUUGAAGACUGGGAGUUGUAA